GUUGGUAGAUUGUCUCUCUUCGGCUGACUCGGGGACAAACAUGUCCCGCUCCCAGAGUUGGCACCCUCGCCUAAAGUUUUCUAGUUCGUUGUCUGACAUGUGAGGGAAGAGCUGGCCUGCAUGUUACAUGACCCUUGGCCUAGAUACAGCGGCAUCCAGGCCGGCUGCUCCAGGCCGCGAUUUUUUCUACAAUAACCAUAACCCGGGACAUAACAUACUAGAGUCCAAUGUUGGAGAGUUUACUGGAGGGUACACCACCCUCUGACAACUACCAUACCUGUGGGGCUUGACUGAGGAACAAUGGGACGCUACGAUGGGAAAACCUGCCGUCUUAUGACGCUGAUCGUCCUCACCGGACUCUUCUUCGUGGUGGAGAUAAUUGUUGGUUAUGUGACUAACUCCAUGGCACUAGUUGCAGACUCCUUCCAUUGUCUGUCAGACAUGGUGUCCCUGAUAGUAGGCCUGUCUGCCAUGAGGUUCUCCAAGAAGAGAGUGGUACACAUCAACACGUUCGGCUGGGUGCGAGCGGAGGUGCUGGGAGGGUUGGUGAACUGUAUCUUCCUACUGGCCAUGUGUUUCUCCAUCCUGGUGGAGUCCUUCAAGCGGCUCAUCAUGCCUGAACUUGUGGAGAGUCCACUUCUAAUGGUCAUCAUCGGGGGAGUUUCACUGGCUUUCUACCUCUUUGGGAUGGGUCUCCUCAGGGGCCUCAUGGUGGGCCAACAUGGUCACCACCACACAGCAGACAGCUCAACAGAACAGGACACAGCUGCCCCCUCCUCCUCCUCCAGAGAGCCGGUAUAUGACACAGACUCUGGAUAUGAUGUGGACCGAUCUGACAUCAGAAGAGACAGUGGGGUCCAGCUGACCAGACGAGAGUCCCACUCCAGUAUUGACUCAGACAUGGACAGCUCUGUCUGCAGACCACAGGACACUGCUAUAAUAGAUGCCGUACAGAUGAACCUGCGGGGCGUGUUCCUGCAUGUGCUGGGCGACGCCCUGUCCUCCCUCAUCCUCCUCAUCAAUGCACUCAUCAUCAUAUAUUUAGAGGGAGACUGGAUCAAGUACUGUGACCCUGUCCUCAGCAUCCUAAUGGUGGUCAUCAUCAUUACUACAACUGCGCCUCUGUUAAAACAGUCAGCAUCCAUCCUCCUGCAGUCGGUGCCACCCAGUGUCAGAAUGAAGAAACUCAGGACCAGGCUGCAGCAGAUCCCAGGUAUUGUGAACAUCCAUGAGCUCCACGUGUGGCCGCUGACGGGAGAGAAGAUUGUUGCGACGCUCCAUGUGGUGUUCCUGUCUCCGCUAAACUACCAGGUCUACCUGCAGCUCUGUCGCGAGAUCAAGAGCCUGCUUCGUAACGAGGGAAUUCACUCCACAACCAUUCAGCCCGAGUUUUCACAGGGUGACUAUAGGAGCAGUUGCCAUUGUCUAUUGAACUGCCAGAGAACCUGUAGGGCAAACCAGUGCUGCACAGCGGACACAGACAAACAGUUAGGCGCGCCGGACAAGGCGUCCCUCAGGAGAGUCCUAUUCCCCUGUCUGGGUGGCCAGCACCUUGAGGAGAAUGCACUCAUCCAGGCAGGGGAGGCUGGGAGGAGACCACCUGUGCAUGAGGUAUUAGCACAGUUGAGGGAGAAGUUUGGAGAAAGAGUCAGCUAUGAUGCAAGCAGUGGAGAGAUUUUUCUCCUAGAAACAAGAGAGUCCUGUCUGUAGAGUUGUACUAAUGUAGAUGGUACAUUGGGUUUCUUACGAAAAGAAGAAAACAAAUCAUUAUCAUAAUGAUUUUAUAGUGAAUUUCCAUAUUU
Molecule: messenger RNA, 1802 nt
Organism: Branchiostoma floridae (Florida lancelet)
Lineage: Eukaryota; Metazoa; Chordata; Leptocardii; Amphioxiformes; Branchiostomatidae
Product: zinc transporter 1-like
Exons: 10
Coding region: 301-1710 (469 amino acids)
Biological process (GO): zinc ion transmembrane transport; intracellular zinc ion homeostasis; detoxification of zinc ion
Cellular component (GO): membrane
Molecular function (GO): zinc ion transmembrane transporter activity
Source: RefSeq, a predicted model, not a curated record